AUGCGUGAAAGCUUCUUUCUUGCUGUCGUUUUAGAGUCAGGGCUUUACCAACGGCCAGAGUUGAAUACGAAGCUAUACUUGCACCGCCGAGGGUUCAAAAAGAUCGAAAACCUUGAGGAGUAUACAGAGGUGCAGGCUCUCUGGCUCGGUGGAAAUGGCAUUCGAAGGCUAGAGAAUCUUCAUCCUCUCUCAAAGCUCAAGUGCUUGUUUCUUGGGCAAAAUGGAUUGACGUGUAUCGAAAACCUCGACAGUUGUCCGGAGUUAGUUGUUUUGGACCUAUCGGAGAACAGCAUCUGCCGCAUAGAGGGCCUUGAAAAACUUAAGAGGCUUUCAUCCUUCAAGAUUGCUCGUAACAAGCUGACCUCUCUUUCGGUGGGUAACACGCAGAAUGAUCCCUUAACAAACGUUGAUAUGUCUUACAACUCUUUGUGCUUUCACGACGAAAUUGCGCUACCUGGCCUCUCGGUGCCUCAUGAAAACAGCUGCUCAGCUUUAAUCUCUGCUCCUUCAACACCACCCAAGGAAGGCGAAACUUCGCACGAAGAUGUCCCUCAACAUGACAAAACGUACAUGAAUCAGACGGCCCCAAGUGGGUGUCAUGUGAAGGUGGAAAGUUCAAAGAAAGACAGAAAUGGUAUCUCCCCUACCCCCUGGCCAACUGCGAAGGGAGCACAGCCGGAAAAUAGUAUUCCGAAUGCUGACGAAAGCAGAGGAUUUGUGGAGUGCUUCAAGUCUUUGCCAGGGCUGGCUACUCUGUGCUUGAUGGGGAACCCAGUGACCAGACAAAUCGUGCAGUAUCGGCGGACAUUGAUAGCAAAUCUCCCAGCUUUGCGGUACCUUGAUGACCGUCCUGUUAAAAAAGUAGAUCACGAGGCGGCACUUGCUUGGUUUAGAGGCGGGUGGGAGGAGGAGCAAAAGGUGAUCAGAGCUCACAAGGAGCGCGAACAAGAAACUCUCCGGGGCCACGUUUCAACUUUGCGUCGCCUGCAGAAGUUCCACAGAAACCGUGUGCGGCAACAGGUCAAUCCAGGCAGCUGCGGACAAAUGGCUGAGACGCGCGGGACGCCAUCACGGGAGUUUUUUGAAGGAUGCAAUGGAUGA
Molecule: messenger RNA, 1101 nt
Organism: Eimeria maxima
Lineage: Eukaryota; Apicomplexa; Conoidasida; Eucoccidiorida; Eimeriidae
Product: leucine rich repeat protein, putative
Exons: 5
Coding region: 1-1101 (366 amino acids)
Molecular function (GO): protein binding
Source: RefSeq, a predicted model, not a curated record